GUCGCGGAGGUUUCACUUUUGGGUCUGGGAACCUUCAGGCUGUGUGCGCGCUGGGCAACUCCAGGGCAGAGGCUUCCAAUCCUGGCCGGCAGGGCAGCCUGGCUUCGGCUUCGUGGGCACAGGCACGCGACGGUCACGGUCACUGCCCUGAGAGAGGAAGGCCGGACCAGCUGCCCUCCUCAGGAGCAUGGCAUCGGCCUUUGAGAAGGUGGUCAGGAGUGUGGUCCGGGAGCUGGACCACAAGGAGCUAACCCCUGUGGACAGCCUGCGGAGCUCCGCCAGCUUCCAGCCCUACAGCCUUUUGAGCAGGAAGCCCUUGAGCUCACGGUUCUGGAGACCACGCUACAUGUGUGUCAACUUGUCCAUCAGGGACAUCCUGGAGCCCGACAUGCCGGAGCCAGCCCUGGAGUGUGGUGGCACCUUCCAGUUCCAAGACACGAUGGACGGGCAGCUGCAGGGCAGCGUGAAGCUGGCAGCCCCAGGACAGGGCAGGCUCUCAGGCGGGGCCGCGGUGUCCGGCAGCUCCAGUGCCUCGAUGGACCUGUGCACUCUGAGAGUGGCCCCCAACACCUGGGAAGCCAUGCACCACGAGAGACGCCUGCGGCAGCCUGAGCCCAAAACCCUGCAGCAGCUGCGGAGUCGGGGGGAUGACGUGUUCGUAGUGACCGAGGUGCUGCAGACACAGAAGGAGGUGGAGGUCACCCGGACGCACAAGCAGGAGGGCUCAGGCCAGUUUGCACUUCCGGGAGCCCUCUGCUUGCAGGGCAAAGGCGAGGGCCACCUGAGCCGGAAGAAGAUGGUCACCAUCCCCUCAGGCAGCACCCUCGCAUUUCGGGUGGCCCAGCUGGUUAUUGGCUCUGACUGGGACAUCCUCCUCUUCCCAGACAAGAAGCAAAGGACCUUCCCGUUGCUGCGGGCAGGCCGCAGGCCCUCCAGCAGUGCAGACGGCCAUCCGUGUUCCUGCUUCAGCUUGGCCUCCAUAAGGGCCCUCUCUGACUACUUCCAGUUCCAGUCGGAUGGGUCCAUGGAGCACUGGCUGGCGACCACUGAUGGCUUCCAGGGCCUGCGGGCAGAGGUGGAGGCCUGGGCCAUGGGCCUGGAGGGCUUGUCCAAGGGGCCAUGUGGGCGGCUGCUGGGUGGCCUGGGGCAGGUGCUAUGGGACGAGCCGGCUCUGCAAGCCCUGGAGGAGUCGCUGGAGCAGGGCCUGUGCAGUGGGCAGGUGGAGCCACAGGAUGGCCCGGUGGGCACCAUCCUCGAGUCCCUGGUGCUGCCCUCUGGACGGCUGGAAGCAGAGCUCGCAGGCCCCGUCUUCUACCUGCUGCAAGGGCUAGCAGCGCUGAGUGAAGCCCAGCACGUGCUGCUGGCUAAGGUGCUGGAGACGGGGGCCCUGUUGGGGACCUUUCGGCUGGUGGAGAGCCUUGUGGAGCAGAGCAGCCCGUGGCAGGAGCGCCAGGCUGUGUCCCUGCCGCCCGAGUGCCUGGGCGACAGCUGGGGCUCAGAGGCACCCGCCUGGGCCCUGCUGGAGGCGUGCGGCCUGGAGCCCCAGGUGGGCGCCCCCCAAGUGUGCUGGGAGCCGGGGGCCUGCAGCUGCGCGUGCGCACUUUACGCCUGCCUGGCACUGCUGCUCAGGCUGAGCCGACUCUGCUAGCCUGCGGCCCCCCCGCCACAGGCACAGCUCGCACCCACCGGCUGCCAGGAACCACACCCAGCCAUGUGGGCGGCUCUUCACAAGACCUGGGGGAUGGGGACAGCCAAUAAAUGGGACGAAUGACACACACA
Molecule: messenger RNA, 1779 nt
Organism: Odocoileus virginianus texanus
Lineage: Eukaryota; Metazoa; Chordata; Mammalia; Artiodactyla; Cervidae
Gene: GSDMD
Product: gasdermin D
Biological process (GO): pyroptotic inflammatory response; defense response to bacterium
Cellular component (GO): NLRP3 inflammasome complex
Molecular function (GO): phosphatidylserine binding; phosphatidylinositol-4,5-bisphosphate binding; phosphatidylinositol-4-phosphate binding
Source: RefSeq, a predicted model, not a curated record